ACCUGCUACAGUAUGUCGCACUUUCAGCCACAGGGUCGCGUCUUAUUUGAUUUCUGCCGUCUCCGUCGCCCCCUCGCCCACUCUAUCGGCUGUCAGUCAAAAGGGAGUGCGGGGCGCGAGGAAAAACAAAAUGGUGUGCGCUUGUUUUUGACACAAUGUUGCGCUAGAGGCUUCGCGGUACGUGAAAAAGAAAAAUAUUGCGGAAAAAUUGAUUUCCAACCUGGUGAAACUAUUUCCAAUCGCAAGUGUAAUUCGGGCCGCGUCGCCGUGAUGUGAAUUCCAGUGCGUAGCCGCGGAAAUAAGUGCAGAAAAUCCGGAAGAUUUCAAUACGUGUUAUCAAUCGUGCUAGUAAUUGGAGCAAGCCAAACAUAAAAUACUAUUAUCUGCCGGGAAGUAACAUUUUAAAAUCGUCAAUUUGCGAUCCCAUCGAGAAGAGUUUAGACUUAACCCAGUGUCUGUUGCCCAGUAAGUUAUGGACGAGGGCAGCGACCGACCCCCAACGCCCGACCGAGCCGUUGAGGAACCAGCAGAAUCUUCAGCGGACGCUGUAGAUUCUGGUGGUACCGCAGCCGCACCGCCUACUGAAGAGGAAUCGCAGGAGUCCUCCUCCGUAGCCGGUACGGACGAGGUCGAAGGUCAACGGAUUGCUGUCACGGCGGAAGAAAAGUCUCAUGAUGAUGGCGGUGGUGCAGAAGUAUCCACAGAAGCGAUGGACGUUGACGACGACAAGAAGCACGAUGACGAUGGGAAAGACGACGGAGACAGUUUUGCGCCCACGUUGGAAGCUGUCCAGGAGAAAGGCGAAAGCCAAUACGUGGACAGCGAGGAAGCUCCGGCGAAGGAAGGCGAUGCCAGUCGACCAGAAAGUGCAGCCGGAGGCGACAAGGUAAACGAAAGUGAACUUCUUGACGAUAUCGAGAUGACCAAUGUGGAGGAAAGCCGUCACCGAGAGGGAGAAGAAGAAGGAACGGAACCGAUGGACGAAACGGACAAGUCGCACGAUCAGUCGACCACACUGGAUCCGUUCGAUCAGAUCAAGCAUGCCGAACAGUCGAAGGAUGAAUCGUCGAUUCAGAACGAGAGCAGCGUUGCCGGAGACGAGGUGGAUAGCACUGCGGUGACCACAACGGAAGCAGAUGAGUCGACCCAAGCGAACGAAUCGUCUGCUAUGGAUGCUACUGGCAACGAGGAUGCCGAGCAUGCCGAUGAAACUGUGGCGGAAGAGGGCGUUGACGAACUGUCGGAGGGCGAAGGCGUCGACGAAAACGUAUGUCUUCUGCCCGAUGACGAACGGGAGCUAUCGGAAGCGGAUAAGGAACAAGCUCGGGUGGCACGGGAAGCAGCCGAAGAGUCGGAAAAGAGUCAAGAUGGUGUGGAGGAGACGACUACGCCAGCAGCAGAUAAGGAGGGUGAGAAGGAACCGGCUGCCGGAGAACAGGAACCAGCUGAGAAGGAAUCGUCGAAGGACAAGGAUCAACCCGACGGAGACGUGCAAGUGGUGGAAACGCCCGCGGAUAAGGAACCAUCGACGACGGAGGAAGCCGAGGUUCGGUUAGAAGCCGGGGCGGAACACACGGAGGACGUUGAGAUUGAACAGGAUCAUGCGGCUGACGCGCCGCCGCAGGUGAACGAAAUUCGAGAAGUUCCGGAACCGAUGGAACAGACCUGCUUGAAAUGCGACACAAAGAAGGUUUGCGAGUACAGUCUAAUCCAGGAGGAUGGUGAGGAGGCCAAGUUCAUCUGCUCGUUCGAUUGUGUGCAGUCGAUGCGGACGGAAAAACCGGGCCAAUACGUGUUGAUUCAGAAGCGGGUGGGCAUUGUGCAGAUCUUCGAUUGCAAGGAGACAUGCUCGAAGUGUGAGAAGGAGACUACCUGCAAGUAUCGGUAUCAGACGGGGAAGACUGGCGGGGACGAGGCACGCUACAAGUACCUUUGCGACAUGAAGUGCGUGGAAUAUCUGACGACCGUUAACGGGGAAAAGUACGUUCUGAAGAGGAAGCGCUACUUGAUCGAUGAGAAGGCCGAAGCAGAGGAGAAGAAGUGCAUCCAGUGUAAUGACGUCAAGCAGUGUAAAUACUUCUUCCAGCAGGAUGACGAUGAGCUGUUCGUGUGCCAGGAGGAUUGUCUGAAUCUGUUGAUGACGGAACACCAGGAUCUGUUCCGGCUGAAGCGAAGGUCGGUAAGGGUUAGGGAUCUGCCCAAAAGGGUUCCUACUGAACCGGAGCAGCCCCAGGAGCCAGCAAAGGCUGUAGCCCGCACCGAAGAGGAAGCCGAACACGCCCGGUUGGAUCGCGAGGCCAGUUACAUGCGACGAUGCGCCCAGUGUUUCCAGCUGAUUCAGCUGACAGAGAGGACACUCCAGUGGGAGACGAUGGACUUUUGUAACGAAAAAUGUCUUGGGGUUUAUCAGAACUCGGUGGGUUCCAACUGUGCCAUGUGUAGCAAUGCCGUUUCGGUGACCAGUCUGGGCAAGUACUGCGUCCGGUUUGGAUUCGACAUCCGACAGUUUUGUCGGUCGAGUUGUCUGGAUCAGUAUAAGAAGAAUUUGAAGGUCUGUUCCUACUGUCAGCGGGACAUAACUGUUGGUGAACUCGGAUUCCUGGCACCGGUUGGAGAUAAGGGAUUAUUCAAGGAUUUCUGCACUCAGGUUUGCUUAAAGAAAUACGAGGAAGUGCUGGAUCCGAACAAGCGUCAGGUUCCGCACAUCUGCGCCGUCUGCAAUCACGAAAAGGUCACCAUGAUCAACGUAACGCUAGACAACAGGGAGCACUUCUUCUGCAGCACGCCGUGCUUUUCCGCAUUCAAAUUCGUCAACAACGUCAAUCCGGACGAAUGUACCAUGUGCAAGAUGUUUUUCGAGCGGAAGUCGACCGAUUCAUUCACCAUUUUCACAUGCGAUCGGGGUCCGGAAGGGGCUCCAUUCUGUUCUAAAAUCUGCAUGAAUCUCUAUAUCAUCACCAACAGGAAGAUCGUGUCGUGCAAUUGGUGUAAAGUGAAAAAGUACAACUUUGAUAUGAUCCAGAAGGUGGUCGGAAACAUGGCCAUGUGUUCGCUGAAUUGUCUUACCCUGUGCGAAGUGUCCGUCAACGCUCUAUCGAUGAAGCAGAUCCACUGCGACCACUGCAAGUUGCUAAAAACCCCGCAGUAUCACUUGACCAUGAGCGACGCCAGUGUCCGGAACUUCUGUACCUACCAGUGCGUAAUGUCGUUCCAGAGCCAGUUCAACAAAACUCCGUUGACCAUCGAUUCCGAGGAAAGCCGUAACAAUCCGGUGCCCACAGGGCUGCCGAAACGAGUCAAAAAGACGGCAACUCUGCCGGGGGUGACCCUGUCGGCAACACCAGUUGCACAGUCAUCCACCGCUCUUCAACCGGCAAGAAAAGGCGGAAGGCCUGCCCGUACAGCGGCUGCCGUGGCCAAUGCCGUUAUGUCCACCGUUGAUCUGCCGGUAAUAUCUUCGGUACAGUCACUCGCAGGUCAUAUGUCUCCCGCUAAUCGGUCAACACGAUCCAAGGGUGGCCGACCGCCGGGCAAUGCGACUCCUACACGGGCAAGCGGUCCUAAUCUGCCGGAACUCCGGGUAUCCUUGGAACCAUUGAGCGUCCAGUUAAAUACUGCGCCCAAGAAGCGAUAUGAACCACCGCCACCACCGCCGCCUCCACCCAAGGUGGAGCUGAAGACGCAGAUUGUUACGAUUCCUCCGACGCCUGUUCCUGUGGCAAACGCUGGAACCAUGUGCAAACCAAUGCAGCAAUCCAAGGCGGUUAGUUGCAGGCCCGUUCAGUGCAACGUAGAAUGUCAAACAGAAGAGUGGUUACAAAGGAAAAUCGUCAUUCCGAUUCCGGUUCCAAUCUACGUUCCUUCUCCCAUGCAUAUGUUCUCCUUACCCACGCCAGUCCCAAUUCCCUUCCCCCUCCCCAUCCCGGUUCCUGUUUUCAUUCCAACAACGCGCAACUCCGCCAACGGCAUCAUGAAGGAAAUCAAAAAGAUCCAAGACAAGAUGCCCACCGAUCCUUACGAAGCAGAGCUGCUCAUGAUGGCCGAAAUGGUGGCCGGCGACAAGAAAAAAGACGACGACGAUUCCGACUCGGACGAUGCGGCAGCCGACGAGCAGUUCAACGCAAACACCGUCAGCCUGGAAACAAACAACACCUCCUUCAACGAGGAUCUGGUCCAGAUGGCCCUGAAGAUGGCAUCGAACGACUUCGAAGAACCGGCCGUCGACCUGGAAUCGGCCAUGCAGGCCAACACCAUCGCCCAACAGCAGGCGGCAGCCCAAGCUGCCCACCAUGGCUACGGUCACGACGACGGUUCCCAGCAACAACUACACCACCAUCAGCUCCUGAUGCUCGAACAGCAACGGCAAGCCCCGACCGCUGUGGCCCAACGAGGUGGCCGCAAACGAGCCCCGGCCGCACCCCGAACGAACAACAACAACCGGCAGCAAAUUUCCCCGAACAAACGCAUCAAACGGGAACAGAUCAGCGAACCCUCACCGGAACCACCGCGGGAACCCGUCGAGAAGCCGGACGCCAACAUGUGUCUCAAGUACACGUUCGGUGUGAACGCCUGGAAGCAGUGGGUCCUCACGAAGAAUGCCGACCUGGAGAAGAGUACCAUCCGGCGGAAACCAUUCAAGUCGGAAAUCCUGCAGCUGACGGCCGACGAACUGAACUACUCGUUGUGCUUGUUCGUGAAGGAAGUCCGGAAGCCGAACGGCACCGAGUAUGCUCCCGAUACGAUCUACUAUCUGGUGUUAGGUAUUCAACAGUAUCUAUUUGAGAACGGUCGAAUAGACAACAUCUUCACCGAUCCCUAUUACGAACGGUUCACCGAUUGCUUGGAUGAAGUUGCCAAGAAGUUCUCUGUACUGUACAACGAUUCUCAAUACAUUGUGACCCGAGUGGAAGAGGAGCACCUGUGGGAGUGCAAACAGCUGGGAGCACAUUCGCCGCACGUUCUACUCAGUACCCUGAUGUUCUUCAACACGAAACACUUCAAUUUGACGACGGUGGAGGAACACAUGGAGCUGAGCUUCUCGCACAUCAUGAAACACUGGAAGCGAAAUCCCAACCAAGGUGGUGCCAAAAUGCCCGGAUCGCGGAACGUGCUGCUCCGAUUCUACCCGCCACAGUCGUCACUAGCCGCUAAUGCGAGGAAAAAGAAGGUCUACGAACAGCAAGAGAAUGAGGAGAAUCCCCUGCGGUGCCCGGUGAAGCUGUACGAGUUCUAUCUCUCGAAAUGCCCGGAAAGCGUAAAGACCCGCAACGACGUGUUCUACCUGCAGCCGGAACGAUCCUGCGUGCCGGACUCCCCCGUCUGGUACUCGACGCAAGCCCUCAGCAGGGACGCCCUCAGUAAAAUGUUGCACAGGGUUAAGAUGGUGAAGGAAAUCAACAUCGCCCUGCUCACCAGCUAAUGAAACGAGUCCCAAGAUGACGAGGACAGUAGUGCUAGCGGCACUACCCACAACCUAAUCCCGAACUCAAUCAACUCCUCCGCCAUUAGCACCGUAGCCAGUCAGGUGGCCAACUUUUGCUCGAUGAAUCAAGUUGCCAAUGCGCUCAGUUCUCUUCCGUUCCGCAGUUUGCAAUCUUCGCUGCAGCAGUUGCAGCAGCAACAACAACAACAGCAAGCAAGCAAUAAUGGUGGUGGGUCGCAAACAACGAUGGCCACCACCUCAGCGGCCGCCGGUGGUGGGAUGGCCGGAUCGGGUCAACAGCAGCCGGCCAGCUUUAUGGCCAAUAAUACGACCCAUCCUCCGCCACCGCCGGAUUACGACUAUUACUACAAUGACUACUAUCGUCGCUGGAGCGGAAUCAUGAACUUCCACCGCUAAGUCAAGGGAUGGCGAUUUGUGUGGAUGCUGUCGGGUAAGGCUGGUCAAAUCUCGUCUAUAAUCGCUACCUAAUUUGCCCGGAAUGGUCACAAUCCGAUCGUUGUCCUAUGGAAAAAGUUCAAAAGUUUUCAGGAAUGAUCCAAAAUAUGGUGGUGCAAAGCACCAUCCUUCGCCAUUCUACUACUAAUCUAAGUAUGUAGGAGGCAAAACUGCGCAGAAAAUGAAGUUUCCUUCGUGAAGAAUCCCCCCUUGAUGCGACUCAUAUUAUUUGACUAUUUUGUUGUUAUUCGAUUUAGAGCCACACGUUUUAUUUACCCGUCAAAACUGCAGCGAGAAUUCAGUUUACCCCCUCCCUCACAGCUAAUAUAAGUGCGAUUUUAAGUUUAUUUUUAAGCGAGAGGAGCGUCAGUCUUUGUAAAUAUUAAUUUAAUCUUGAUAGGCAGUCAGUGGUGGUAACAACUGCUGCAACAGCAUUCGCUUGAGAAAAACAAUCUGGAUUUAGGAAGUACAUGCACACAAACAGUUUUAGGUCUCAGAAGAACAAGCAAGGAUACAUUUAAAUACACAUUCAAAAUUAGCCAAGCCAUAAGUGUAUGCGUCUAAUAAAUAGGGAAAUGACAAAAUCAAUGAAAUAUGGCACACAUUCUACUAUUUAAGGUGAUCACCUAUUAUAGCGGGGAGGUUGUUUCGAUUUCCUCCAGAAUUGUAACUAACGACACAUUUAGACACACUCAGAAGCGAUUCAACUUCCUUCCCUAGAUUCGUUUUUUCGUCUAAUUUUGCUGGCGCGCCAGGUAUGCGGUAUGGUUGAUUCAACGCAGUCAGGGAAUGUAAUAAAUGGAUUGAUUGCAGUGUGAAAUAUCAAAAUGCUGUAAGCUAUUCAGCUUAGUCCAGUGUUGAUUGCAGUGUAGGAUCACAGAGAAUAAAGGAAAUCAGAGAGACAAGAAUAUUUUUUUGAUUGUAAAAUACUAUCGAUAAAUCGUCACAAAUCACACACACACGCAUAUAUAGACAGACAUUGGCAAACAAUGGUAAGAAGCAAAAUAUAACUCUAUUGGUCAGAAAACAGCAGCAUACAGAUUAGGAAUAAAAAGAACAGGAAGUAAUUGAAAGCA
Aedes albopictus (Asian tiger mosquito) is the source of this 6954-nucleotide messenger RNA. RefSeq names its product zinc finger MYM-type protein 4 (gene woc). NCBI's taxonomy places the organism in Eukaryota, Metazoa, Arthropoda, Insecta, Diptera, Culicidae. The transcript has 8 exons. Gene Ontology annotation, molecular function: zinc ion binding. The record is from RefSeq and is a predicted model, not a curated record. Bases 473 to 5419 code for a protein of 1648 amino acids.